Molecule: messenger RNA, 1980 nt
Organism: Sparassis crispa
Lineage: Eukaryota; Fungi; Basidiomycota; Agaricomycetes; Polyporales; Sparassidaceae
Exons: 1
Coding region: 1-1980 (659 amino acids)
Biological process (GO): DNA integration
Molecular function (GO): zinc ion binding; nucleic acid binding
Source: RefSeq, a predicted model, not a curated record
AUGUCGAGUACUACCGAAUCUCGUGACAGCCUGUCGUCCUUGUUCCGAAUUGAGCAACUUCGCGAUGACAACUGGCUCCCAUGGAAGCGCCAUACUAUGGCGAUCUUGAGGGAGCAUGGUGUCUUGAAAUAUGUCGAUGGAACAUCGGAGAAGCUGAAGCCAGCAAAUGCAACAACACCAACGGCAGGAGAAACGGCGGCGAUCACGAAAUGGGUUGAGGGCGAUCAAAAGGCCCAGACCGUUAUCGAGCUGCUGUUGAGCGACUCGCAGAUGAUACACAUUGCGGACGCUACAAUGGCUGCGGAGAUGUGGAACCAAUUGAAGUUAGUAAAGGAGGCGAGUGGACAACUGGGGAUAAUGGCGUACCGAAGGAAAUUCUAUCGCACAGUUGCCACGGAAGGCAGCAAUAUUGCAGCGCAUAUCACGGAGCUCCGCCGGACACAGGAGCAGCUACACAUGAUGGGUAGCAAGGUGUCGGAUGACGAAUUUCGAACGAUCCUGAUCACAUCGUUACCGGAGUCUUGGGACCAGUUCACAUCUGCGUACCUGGGUGCAACAAGCCAGAAGGACAAGUUGCCGACAUCGCAUGAAUUGAUAGCCAUCUUGCUCGAAGAAUACUGGUGCCGGCGAGAGAAAGGCAGUGUUGACGAGUCUGCACUGGCAGCACGUGGGUGGUGGACCCAGCCGAAGAAUACCACACAGGGCGGAAUGGACAGGAAGUCCGACACGGAGUGCUGGAAUUGCCAUAAGCGUGGACACACUCAACAUGAGUGUUGGUCGAAAGGCGGCGGCAUGGCAGGUCAGGGACCGCGAAGCAAGAAAGGCGGCCGUGCGCAGGCGCGCACGAACCAGGCACAGUCAACGAACAAUGUGCUGCGAGAUGUCCCGUUCCGCACAGACGAGGCGACCUGUGCCGGGCAACAAUUUAGUAGUCAGUUCUCGCGUUAUGACUGGCUAGCUGACUCUGGAAUGACAUCACAUGUUACGAACCUUCGUGAUGCGAUGACAGACUAUGUGCUGCUUGAGGCCUCGUCGAUUGCCGGGAUCGGAGACCAGAGUGUGCGCGCUCUCGGGCGUGGCACUGUGGAAGUCAAUAGCAGGAUCAGAGGCAACACAUGUACUUUUCGCUUGAAAGAUGUCCUGUACGCACCGAAAGCGACAAAUAAUUUGGUGUCACUGAGCCGCCUGGAUGAAGCGGGCGGACACUUUGAUGGCGGUGCCGGAGGAAUAAUGCUGCGAGAAAGCAGCGGCCACAUCAUUGCGCAAGGCCGAAAAGUCGGCCGAUUGUACUUGCUCAACAUGCGGGCCAAGGCUGCUAUGCCGAGUGAAGAGCGCGCGAACAUUGCGCGCGACGAUAGCGACUCGUGGGAGUCGUGGCACCGGAGAUAUGGACACCUGGGAUUCGCAGGAUUAGAGAAGCUCUACAAGGAAAACUUGGUGGAGGGACUCACCGUUGAUGAAAACUCGAUGCCACUGACACAGUGCGAAGCCUGCAUUCAAGCCAAACACCAUGCAUAUCCGAAGGAGGCAGAGGACCGAACUCAGAUGCCAGGUGAGCUGACGCACAGUGACAUCUGGGGCCCUGCACGUAUAGCGUCGAUUGCCGGAUCGCGAUACUACAUAUCGUUCACGGACGACUGCACACGGAGGUGCCAAGUACUGUUUAUGAAGCAUAAGAGUGAGGCUUUCAAGAAAGUCAAAGGAUACCUCACCUUUAUUGAACGACACUUCGGGCACCUGCCGAAGAUAUUGCGCGUCGAUAAUGGGUCCGAAUACAUUAAUAAGGACCUGAAGGGAUGGUGCCGUGAGAAGGGAAUUGAGCUGCAAACAACAGCACCAUACUCACCUUCGCAGAAUGGUGUAGCUGAGCGAUUUAAUUGCACGCUAUUGGAGCUUGCUCGUGCAAUGUUGAUUGUGAGGAAGCUUCCAAACUUCCUCUGGGCGGAAGCUGUUGCAUAUGCAGCAUACCUGCGAAAUUGA